Prosopis cineraria is the source of this 4280-nucleotide messenger RNA. RefSeq lists its product as uncharacterized. Gene Ontology annotation, biological process: establishment of meiotic spindle localization; mitotic cell cycle; spindle organization. Gene Ontology annotation, cellular component: spindle pole. The record is from RefSeq and is a predicted model, not a curated record. Lineage: Eukaryota; Viridiplantae; Streptophyta; Magnoliopsida; Fabales; Fabaceae. Gene Ontology annotation, molecular function: protein binding.
UCCUCUUCCAGUUUCCGACGACACUGCAAGAAACUCCUUUCCCCCUAACACUCUCUCACGAAAAGCCACUCAGAUCCCAGAGUAAACAACGUAAAAGAAUGGACGGCGAUGAACCUCCUUAUGCGUCACGUAUGUCUCGUCGUCUUCGCUUUUCAAGGACAUAUCCAAUUCAAAACUCCCAAGCGCCCAUCUUACAACCUCAACUUCCAAUCCCCUUGUCAGAAGUUCUUUACCGCCUCCAAGAAAACUCCAUCCUCGGCAUUCCGUCGCCGGCCGUCCAUCGCACCGCCAUCUUCAACUCGAACCAAGAAGUCGGGGGCGGCGGCUAGGAAACUCAAGGAAUUUGAACUUGAGCUGUCUCAGUCCUCGAGGAAAGCUCAAAUCAAGAAAGAACAGUCUCUCAAAUCUCUAACCAAGUCCAUCACUGUUUGGCUUAAUUUUUUGUUCGAAAACCCGGCUACUUGCGGAUGCGACUUGUCCAUCGCCGGUAUUCAGAUGGGGGAUAAGCAUUCUGAAGCGGAGGCGACGAAGGGCAAGAGGGAUAGCGGUCCUGGAAUUUCCAUUGGGGUUGAUAAAGUCUGGCGUACUCCGAAGCGGCAGAGGAAGAUGUGGUCGCGGGCAGGGGAGCGUGUUGGUAAUGAAAAUGCGCUCUUGGAAUUGCCAAAUUCUAUGUUUCCCUACUUGAGGGAAUCUCUAGAGGAUGUCUGCAGUUUCGAUGAUUUGAAGCAGCGAAUGAGAGUUUAUCUGAACUUGGGAAGUUGUAAAGAGAUUUUUGAAGUUAUGAAUCAAGUCACCAAGAAUAUUGAUGAAGGAAGGUUAAAGUUGAAGCCACAUUGCCCCAUCGUAACAGACCUCGGAUUGAAAAAUAAAGCCACAAGAAUCCUUAUGUGUUAUAAUCCAAUUUGGCUCCGGAUUGGUUUAUUUAUAAUUUUUGGUGGCGACUCUUUGGUGCCUAACGGGAAUGGUGAUUCUGAACAAGAAAUCACGUUUUUGAAAAUGGUUAUUGAGAAGCAAUUUUUUUCACAUGCUGGUUUGGCAAAAGCGUAUGCUUAUAACAAGAUGGUUGACGGCCUAUACAGGCCAGGGUACUAUGAGAAUUUGGGGAAUGUGAUUUUAAAGAGGAUUUUAUUGCUUGUGCUUUCUCUGGAUAGAAUUAAAUGUCAGAGCUGCCUUUCACUUAAGUAUGGUAUUGAUGGAUUGGAUGGGGGUUCCCCUUUGUUGUUCAAAGCAGAAACUUGGAUUAAAUCAAGUAGUCAAGUCAUCAAUGAAUUCCUAUCGUCAGAGAUAAUGCAUGGAGAAGGAAAUCUUCUGUCUCAUUUAAUGAUAAUAGGCUACAAACUAUCUCAUCAACAGGGGCCACUUGUUGAGUAUAACUUCAAGGUCAGAGAUUUAUUUGUAGAUCUUCAAGAUGGAUUAAAGCUCUGUAGAGCUAUACAGCUCUUGCAGCAUGAUUCUUCUAUCCUCACGAAAAUUGCAGUUCCCCCAGACACUUACAAGAAGAAUUUGGCCAACUGUGGCCUUGCCCUACAAUACCUUAAGCAAGCUGGUGUGUUGCUACACGAUGAGGAUAACAUUAUGAUUGUAGCAGAGGAUGUUGCCAAUAGAGACAAAGAACUUGUUCUCUCAUUGCUGUGGAAUAUCUUUGUUCACUUGCAGCUACCUCUUCUGGUUGAUAAAUCAAGUUUACAAGAGGAAAUUGGCAAAAUUCGUGGACUUGGUGUGGAUGCCAUUAACAAUUCAAAUUCAAGUUCAUUGGAAUUGCUUUUGAAUUGGAUUCAGGCAGUUUGUGAAAAUUAUGAUUGUGGGAUUGACAAUUUUGAUUCAUUAGUUGAUGGAAAAGCUAUCUGGUGCUUACUUGAUUAUUAUUUCCAGAAAGAACUUCAUAGCUCCUGCUUACUGAAGGAAGUCAAUAUGAAAAGCGGCAAGGAAUCAAUAAUGUCUGUCAAUGAUUAUUCGGAUGCAGUGUACAAUUUUAUAUUAUCACAGCGGUUGACAACAUUAUUAGGAAAUUUUCCGGAGGUACUUCAAAUAAGCGAGCUACUUGAAUAUAAUGGUGCUUCCAGUGAUCGAAGUGUGGUGAUAUUGUUGGUUUUCCUUGCAAGGCAAUUAUUUGUCAAGAAAAAUGUGGAUCAAUUAAAUUUCCACAAGCUCCUUGGUUGUGAUUGCCAAAGUCUGUACCGGAAACAUUUGAGGAUGGGGCAGUGUCUUUCUAAUUCUGGAGUCGUACAAAAGCCGGACACUUUUGAUGUGCAUGACAACGAAGAUGCUACAAAAAAAUUCAAGGCCAUCCAGGCUUGGUGGCAAGAUAUGGCAGAAAGAAAUCAGAAAUCUUGUAUUAAAUCAGCUGCGUGCAGACCCAUUGAAAGCAGUGCCAACAUUGGAAGAGAAACCGCUGCAAUAACAAUACAAUCACAUUUCAGAAGAUUGGUUGGUCGUCGCUUGUUUCUCAAAAUGAAUAAUGCUGUCUCUCUUUUGCAAACUGUUUUCCGAGCUUGGCUAGAAGUGAGGCAGCAGUCUUUGUUCACCGCCGUCCACCGUCAAAAAAUUUCAUGUGCAAUAAGCAAGAGGUCAGAAACAUAUAGGAGAUAUGCCAUGUUUUUCGUUCAAAGGCACGCUUUUUUGAAGUUGAAGAGGUCAACAUUAAUUAUCCAGCAAGCAGCGAGGAGUUGCCUCUCUCGGAGGCAUCAACAGGGAUGUAGUGUACUUCCUUAUCUGACGGCUUCAGAUCCAGUGGCUGCUGCCACUAUCGUUCAGAAAUUUGUUCGUGGCUGGAUGGCACGAUCUAGAUAUAAUCAUAUGCUUGAUCAGCAAGAGAAAACUUCAUAUUUAUACGUACAAAAGGUUACUUUUGAUCUUCAAACAAAAGCAGCCAUCAGGAUUCAGCUUGCUUGGAAGAGGUAUAUGUGCUGCAAGUCUACUCAGAGGCACUUCUAUGCGACAAUAAUUCAAAGCCAUUUUCGUAUGUGGCGGUUAAGGAGAAUAUAUUUGAACCAGAUUCAGGCUGUUUUGAGAAUCCAGUCUUAUUUUCGAAUGUCAAUAAGUAUAAAAACUUUUCAACACUUCAAAAUGGCAUUUAAGGCAGCCAUUGUCAUUCAGUCUUUCACACGUGCGUGGAUUGCACGGAAGGAAGCUUAUGUACGCAGAAAUCGUAUCGUUGCAAUUCAAAGGCAUUGCCGCGCUUGGCUGGUGAGAAGGGACUUCAUGUGCCAAAGAGGCGCUGCAAUGAAGAUCCAAAGCGUCAUUCUUAGUCUGAAAUACCAAAAGGCUCUCAAGUUCGGAAAGAUGCAGUGUUGCAGAUUCAGCGUUUUAUCAGGGGGCAUUUAUCACGAAAUAGGCUGGGGUGCUUCUCAGCAAUGUGCAAUGGUUCCUAAUGGUUGCAUUUUAAGAUCAGUUGGUUACUCUAGUUUUCAACUGGAACUAUUCUUGUGUUCUAUUCUGAAAUUGCAGCGAUGGUGGAAGGGUCUCUUGUUACAUAAGUUAAGAACAAAGUCUGUUAUUACAAUCCAGUCUUGUACUCGUGGGUGGAUUGCUAGGCGAAUGGCAACAGUUCGCAGGCACAAAGUUGUCGUCAUUCAAUCCCACUGGAGAGGUUAUCUUGCUCGGAAAGAGUCAAAAGAGCAACUGCUAGACCUGCGCUUGAGAAUGCAGAAGUCUGCCAGAAAUGUGGAUGAUAGCAAGCGUCUCAUAAAUAGGCUUCUCGCAGCACUUUCAGAGCUACUUCACGUGAAGAGUGUCAGUGGCAUCCUUCAUACUUGUGCAACGUUGGAUAUGGCUACAGAACAUUCUCAGAGAUGUUGCGAAGAACUUGCUGCCGCAGGGGCUAUAGAUAAGUUGCUGACGCUUAUUCGCUCAGUGAGCCGAAGUAUACCUGAUCAGGAGGUUCUCAAGCAUGCUCUGUCAAGUCUCCGAAAUCUGGCUCGCUACCCUCACUUACUUGAUUUGCUGAUCCAAAGCAACGGUUCUCUACAGACAAUUCUCUGGGAAUUACUAAGGAAUAAGGAAGACAGUUACUUCAUUGCUUCUGAACUUCUGAUGAAGAUAUCUUCCACUCCUAAAGGUGUUGAAUCGUUACGCAAGCUACCUGCACUUGUAAAACGACUGCAUGCUCUUGUUGAGGAGCUUACACGGAAGGCAAUCUACGAGAAAAGGUCAGAACUGGGUUUCAGCGGAGAGGAAAAAGCAAGAUUUAUUUUGAGUUUUUGUGUUAGUAGACAUAUGCAAAUAUCUUAAAAAGUAAACUGAAAUUUUGUUAAAAGCAAACCCCCUAGCUCUUCAAAGGU